Plutella xylostella (diamondback moth) is the source of this 3292-nucleotide messenger RNA. RefSeq lists its product as uncharacterized. The record is from RefSeq and is a predicted model, not a curated record. Gene Ontology annotation, biological process: positive regulation of transcription by RNA polymerase II. NCBI's taxonomy places the organism in Eukaryota, Metazoa, Arthropoda, Insecta, Lepidoptera, Plutellidae. Gene Ontology annotation, cellular component: nucleus.
AUGAAUCUUCAUAUUGAUGAAAGAUAAAUACGUUUGUAUUGUAGGAUAGUAUUGUAUGAGCUUUGCUUGAGCUUUUUAACCGACUUCAAAAAACAGAGGAGGUUCUCAAUUCGUCGGGAUCUUUUAAGUGUCGGAUAGUGCCCUGCAUGUGAAUAUUUAAGUUUUAGUGAACACAUGUUACUGAAAUCCAGAAAAAAUGGAGAACUCAUGGACAGAAAAAAUUUGCACUGACUUGGUAAAAGUAGAAAUGGAUGAAGGUAAUAUUGGUAGCUUCAAGGAUGAACCUGCUGAUUAUGGAAACAAUAUGAUGAUCAAUGCCAAUAAUAUUAAAACAGAAAAUCAUGUUAAACCAGGAGAUGAUGAUGACGAUGAUGAUUCAAAAUAUGAAGCAUACAAUUUUCUGGACAAUGAAAUAGAUAUAAAGGAAGAACCAUUAAAUUACAUGAAUGUACAGCCUGUGACGAGGAUCGUUUCAGAACAAAAGAAAAAUAAACGCAAACACAAAGGCCCAGGGUCACGCUCAAAGAAGAUUAGUUGUCCGAUUUGUAACAUUCUCCUUCAUACCCCUUCCAUGAAAGGUCACUUAGAGAAGCACAAGAGUGGGCAAGACUUCCACUGCAUACACUGCCCUUACAGAACCACUACUAAGAGCUGCUGGCAAAAGCAUCUAUUAGAGGCACAUAAUUUUUGUGUAACACAAGCAUACAAAUGCACGGAGUGCGACUAUUCAACUGAUACACGGCAACACCUGACGUCGCAUCUCCGCAAACAUAGCACCGCUGCGGACCACAAGUGUGCUAUCUGCGACUUUGCGACCAAACACCCGGUGGCACUACGCAGGCAUAUGGCCCAGCAUUAUUCAAUAGAGGACAAACCAAUUAAACUGAAAGAGAAGAGAUACGAAUGUACCGAAUGUGACUACGUGACGAAACAUCGACACGCGCUGAAGAGCCACGUCGCGGGCAAACACAGCAAUGUGACACUCGAGUGUAAUUUCUGCGAAUAUGAAACUAAAUACACCACUUCCCUACACAGACAUACAAAGAUGCAGCAUAAAGACGUAAUAAAUGAAACUUCUGCACAGAUACCGAAGAGUUUCAAAUGUGAACUGUGCAGUUAUCAAUCGUUUUUCAAACAAAAUCUCAUGAGCCAUCUGAAAAGACAUGUGACACACGCCUGCAAUAUGUGCAGCUAUGAAUGCACUGAGCAAAGUGCUCUGUCGAAACAUAUGGAAGAGCAUAGCAAAGUAGAUACGUAUCAGGGAUUGGAAUUCAUACAUGUCCAGAGCGUAAAAAUGGAAAAACAGGAUGAGAUCAAACCUGAAUUAGACUAUGAAAAUAAAACAAAAAAAUCUGAGAAAAAAUUACAAUGCGAGCAUUGUGAGUACUCCACGACUUACAAGAAUGCACUCAAAAUACAUCAACGCAAACACGAUACCGUAGAACCAACCAAAUGUGAUCACUGUGAAUACACCACCAAAUACCCUACGUCCAUGAGACGACAUAUCGUCAUACGGCACUUAAACAAACUACCGAACCCAGACCAAGAAGUGACAGGCCUCACCGACUACAAGUGUGAAGUGUGCGAUUACAAAACUUACUACGAGAACAACUUGAAAAAGCACAUGAGAAAGCACAGCGUCGACAAACCGUACAAGUGUGAACUCUGCAGUUAUGAAACCGCGUAUCAGAGUUGCUUUCGCAAACAUGAGAAGUCACACGGUUCGGGGUUCCAGUGCGAUAAGUGCGCGUUUAACACGAAACACGAAGGCAGGAUGUCGUGGCAUUUGCAAAAAAUUCACAAACAGAGCAUAGACAAUGCUCACAAAUGCCCCUACUGCGAUUUCUCAACGAAAAAUAAAUUUCGACUGACAAUACACAAGCAACGUAGUUUACAGACUAGCUCCGUUAAAUGCUUACAUUGCGAGUUUGAGUCGUUGUACAAGUGUGAAAUCAGACAACAUAAGACCAAGCAUUAUAACAUUACUGGCGCAGCGAUAGCAGAUGUGACUCUAAGCGAUACUGAUCUUAUUGAACCGGAAAAAAACGGAAAAAUACCAGAGACAAUAAUACCACCUGAACCUACAGAGUUUCUUCAAGUAAACAAGGCUAAGAAUAAAGAAACUGACUACCAAACGCAUUUUGAAAAUCAAAUUCUCGAGCCAACAGACGUUGAAGAUACAGCGGUCGAUUGGAAAAGCAUCCCGGUUACUGAGAACCGACAUGAAGACAAGCCGUUCUCCUGCAAAAACUGUCCAUACUCGUCAAGAUUCAAGGCAUCUGUGCAGAGGCAUUUCCAACGUCACCAUUUAAACCGAGCCAGGCCGUUCCAAUGUAAGCGCUGUCCCUUCUCAACGUCCACCAAAGACAGCUUAGCAUUGCACAUUAAGCGGAGCACUCUUAGCUACCCGAUGGCAUGCCACUGUAAACAAAUGACAACGCUAUUCAAAUGCGAAUACUUGACACAUCAGAAGCUACACAACGCGUUCAGAUGCUCCCUGUGCCCGUACUCUUGCAGGCAAAAGUAUGAUUUAGAGAAGCAUCAUUUGAUACAUACGGGGUCCGGGAUGAAAUGCCGGUUCUGUGACUAUACAGCGGUCAGGAAGCAAAGUCUGUUGUGUCACGAGGCCACACAUACGGGUGAUAAGCCGUAUAAGUGCACAGAAUGUGAAUACGGGUCAAUAAGAUUGGUGUCGCUUGAGAACCACAUGAAAAGAAGUCAUAGUGGUGUUAGUAAAACAACUGAGUUAGGUAUUGUUGUUGUAUAAAACUAAUGUGAUUACGGAGGCGAUUGUGUAGGCUCCAAAUUUAGUUUUAGCGAUGUAAAAAUCUAAAAUUCUCUGUUUAGAAAUCGACGCUAGACAAUCAAAUUCAUAGAACAUAUUGUAAAUUUACAAAAGGUUAAUUUACUUGAAACAAACGAGUUUCGACUCUUUACGUCAGUCAAAAAGUUCAAUUCAAUUCAAUUUUGUUUUUGUGGCUCUCUGACUGUGUGUGACUAACACUGUAGUCAAAAAGUUAAAAUUUGUGUAACACAACGGCAACGUCAAUUUUAAACCUAUUGUAAAGUGUCAAAUAGCUCUAAAUGAAAUUUUCCAUUGAAAAAAAAGAUAGUUUGAUAUAGUUAUACGUACUUAAUUAAAUUUUGUGACUUCAGAAUCAACUUAUAAUUAUGUUUAAGUAUGUUGUGAUGAUUGUUCUUCUUUACCGCUGCUCCGAGGAGCCUGCGGCCGUCAUCUGUGAUGAUUAUUAUUGUAUAAGUAAGUACAUAAAUAAAAUGUAAAGAUGAAAAA